This is a messenger RNA of Pocillopora verrucosa, 3695 nucleotides long. RefSeq lists its product as uncharacterized. Gene Ontology annotation, molecular function: protein binding. The record is from RefSeq and is a predicted model, not a curated record. Lineage: Eukaryota; Metazoa; Cnidaria; Anthozoa; Scleractinia; Pocilloporidae.
CAACAUGGCGUCCAAAAUGGCGGCACAACAGAUCAAUGACAACAGCAACGAGUCGGUGAGACUGAGAGUUUUUCUGCGCCUUAGACGGUAGUCCUUCAUGGCCGAGGUGCCAGUUCUUCAUCCUCUCUGAAAUUUAGUAGUGGAGCGAUUUCCUUUGUUGAAAUGCUUUCAAAGUAUUCAUCAAAACGAGUGACACGCUCAGAGAUCAUAGCACAUACAGCUUUCUUUCUGAGCUUUAUCGUCACCAUAACAGCUCACGACUGUCACCGCAGGCUGGAAACCGUGUGGCAGUCAGAUGUUGGAUCAUCUCCUGUCGUAUCAAGCGCUCUUGUGGCGGACUUCAAUGGCGAUAAUGUUAGAGAUGUCCUUGCCACUUCCUUGGAUGGUCAGGUAUCAGUUGUUGAUGGACGGUCAGGUCUUAACCUUGCUGGAUGGCCAGUAACUCUACCCGGAAAACUCUUAUUCGCUGCACCUCUACUGUUUGAUUAUGACAGUGACGGGAUGAAUGAGUUAGUUUUGGUUACAGCAGAUGGUGUUGUAUCCUUUGUAAAGAAUGAUGGUUCCUUUCUAGAGGGAGAGACAUUUAAGGUUCCACCAUUGGUGAUGAAGCGAGAUUGGUUUCUGGUGGAUCCUAAACAGAUUUCCAACAGAGACUACAUCAGUUCUGUUUCAAAUCCUGCAAAGUCAGCCAGACUUGCUUUCAUAUCAGAAUUUAUCCAUGAUAAUCUGAAGGGUAAACAGCAGUAUUCAAACUCAAGCAUUGACCAUGGUCCAGGAGACAGUUUUUGGUCCAAAUAUCAUCCAGGCAGACGCCCAUCUGGUUUAUCAUCGGAUGGCAUCAGUGUCUUUGUAGACCCUCACAUUCUGUCCACUCCACUCAUCACAGACUUCAAUGGUGAUGGAACUGAAGACGAACUUGUCAUAGUGACCAACUUCUAUUUUGAAGAGGAAAGCCAGUUGGCUGUAUCAGAACAAGGAUUAUCAUCAGAGGAUCUUCAAAAUUAUUUGGGAAGUGCCAUAAUUGUGUUCAAUCUUCACACAAAACAGCUUGUGUUCUCAUCAAUUUUGCAUGUGUCCAGGAAGCCUAGUCAGUACCCUGCUUAUGCUCUGUCCUCUGGUUCUGCCAUUCCAGGAGGUGGGAUUGUUGUGGGAACAUCCUCAGGAACUGUUUACUUUAUAAAAAGCUCCUUAAAUGAACCUUUGUCCCUUAGUACCAUGGACAGUGUACCUGGCCAAGUCAUUAUAUCAGAUGUGAAUCAAGAUGGCUUAUUGGAAAUUCUAGCUAUAGACAACAGUGGCAAUAUUGCUUGCAAGGAUCUUAAUGGGAAAAUGGUGUGGGAGGCCACAGUUUCCAGUUCAAGUGCUUCAGGAAUCCGUGUUGCUGAUGUGGAUGGAGAUGGUUUUAUGGAAGCUGUUGUUGCUACGUUUGAUGGGUAUCUAUGGGUUCUAGAAGGAGACAGUGGUAAGGUACUGGACGGAUGGCCUGUCAAAUUACCAAGUGAAGUACGAGCCACAGUUCUGGUUACUAAAAUAGUUCCUGGAGAAAGUAGUGCCGCAGAUAUGGUAGUUCCCCUGGUUAAUGGCCAGAUAGCGAUCAUACGGGGUAUUGAUCGCUGCACAGAACUGAUCAAUGUUGGUAAGACUGUGCUGGGGAGUAUAGUUAGUGCUGACAUAGUUCCAGGGAGGCCAGGUUUGGAGCUGGUGCUAGGGGCUGAUGAUGGGACCCUGUUGUGUUUAGGAAAUGCGCCGAAUGCACCGACAGAUAGUCUUGCCCUCCCUGUAGACAGGAACGAACUGUUUUCAUGGCCGGCAGAAACUUUGCCAUGCAGUGGAACAACGUUUUACUCUGGGAAGGUUGGAGUACGGUUCACAACUAAAUCCCUGGAAAAUACACAGAUUACGGGGAAAUAUUUUCCCAUUGAGUUUGAAAUCAGAGAUGAUCAGCCAAUGGACGUGAAAGGAAAAUUAUACAAGUUAAAGAUUAUCAUUGGUAGGCGACUCAUAAUCAAGAAGAGUUACAAGUCUCCAGGAUUAUACACCGAACAAGUUGAAGUUCCAUCAAAACCGUGCAGGGCUGUUGUAUCAGUACAACUUUUCACCGAACACGGACAGUGCUUUCAAAGCUCUCUACAUGCAAGUUUUAAUGGCCACUUUAAAGAUGACAUGGCGUGGCUGCUACUGGUACCGUUCAUAACAACUGGAUGUCUUCUGUUGAUUCUUCAUGGUUGGACACAAGUGAAUGCAGAUGUUCUGCCAACGAUAAUGACGGGGAAAAAGCGAUAGCAGUAAAUGCUGAAGAAACAAAGAAGGACACUCAAAAACUACAGAUAUGCUCAGUUUCCAUGGUGUAACAGGACAACCAGAGUGUAAACAGGGAUAUGUGUAAUGGACAAAGAAACGGCGUUCUCCAUGAAGUCGAACAGAAAAUUCUCCUACCAUGUGGCUUUAUAGCUCAGUAGAUGGUAGCACCCUCUGGCUUCCGGCAGGUACAGGUUCAAGUUCCAUCAAGUUUUGGUCAUUGAUUUCUUCAGUUGCUUCGAGUGCAGUAUUACUGAGGGCAUCAAGCCAUCUCUUCCUCAGUCACUCAUCGUACUUAGUGCCAACAAGAACGUUUGGAGAAAAUAGGAAGACUUUACGAAAAGACUAUCGAGAAUGGAAUCGAUUGAAUGUAACUGAUUUAUCUGUGUCAUCGCUUUGGGGAAAAAUAGUAGCCAACAGAAAGAGUGGUAAAGAACAGAAACCUACUCUGAAGUCCUCCUUGGCUCCGUUCAUCCCGUAAAUAUCAUUUUAAAACCAAGCGACAUAGUAGGGAUGAAGUAGUUUUUUUUAAAAUGUAAACUGCGAAUUAGACAACCUUCUCGUUCAUGUCUAAUAUACACCAAUACCUAGUUCUUUUUUCGUAUUUUUAUGGACCGUGGCGAAAUCAAGGUCCACAAAAGUACAAAAAAAGAACAAGGGUAAUAUCCAGUAUCUUAACCGAACAAGCUUCAGAAUAUUAGCACAUAAGCGCGGGUGGAUAUGGAGUUUCUCUUUGAUCGAGUGCCGAACUCGAUACUCACGAGUGAGCGCCUCGUGAGUCCCCAACAUUUUGACCACUGUGAUAAAAAAUGUUGGAUAAGAAUACAGACCACGCUAAACCACUGACGAUAUUGUCAAUUGGCAGUGGACAUUCCGUGAGGUGGUUCUUCUUGUCCUCGGUUUCCAGGUCGAACAGAAAUAUAGGAUAUUGUGGAGGAAGGGAAACCGGAAGACCCGGAGAACAACCCUUCGAGCAAGGACGGGAACCAACGACAAACUCUACAUUUGACACCAGCGGCACAUUUCUCGAAAGGCCCUGUAACUUAACGGGCCCGUAAAGCUGUUCUGUUUCCAUUCAAGAGAAGGUUUAAAACAUUUCGAAAAUUAUGCGAUAAAACUUGCAGCUAAAGAAACAAAAUUGGACUGGUGAGGGAGCCAGAAACUGAUUUUUUAUUGUUUAGAGGCUUUAAUCUAGCUGUACUAGCAAUACAGAUUAAUCAGAGACUUUAAAGGGAAACUUGCGGUGAAAGAACUCUCGUGUAAGAAUUACAGUGAUUGUCGCAUUUUUUAGCGAUUAAAUCACUUGCUCGGUAUGUUUAUCGGCUAUCCCAACAUCUGUGUGGGAAAUAAUGGAUUGAAAAUAAAAACUGUAGAGUUGAUUAAAAAUAGUGGCCCGU